CUUAUACUUUUUUAUAGAUAUAAACUUAUUAAAUAGAUAUAAACUAGGUACAGACUACGAGUAAACUACAUAUGUAUUUAUUUAUAAAACGUAACAUUGGUAUGUAUUAAAAAAAAACUUAAUAUAUUCCUGUUAUACCGAUCAUGGAAUUUACAGUUUACUUUACACUGGACAUUCAUACCGUUAGUAUUAUUAACCAAAUUAACUUGAACCCUAAAUGGAUCAACAAUUAAAGUCCGUGACCGAAUACGUACUUAUCUAUUGUAGGUACUUAAUUGUGUACAUUCAUGUUGCAAUAUUUUGUUAAAGACUAUUUUUACUUAAAUAUAUCUUAAUAAAAAUUACUUUGUUAAACGAUUUAAUAAGUGCUUUGAGUGUUUGAAAAUUUUACGAUUUUGUUCGUGACAAUUAUAAAUAACUGCACUUUUACUACCUGAAAAUUAAACAGUUACAAAACAAUACCAAAUCACUAAUUUCGAACGUAAUGGUGCAAUUUUGCUUAAAGCCAUUCAGUUUGACAUUUAGAAGUGCCGGAAUGGUUUGUGAUUGGCGGUGAAUGUUCUACACGGGAUCACUAUUGGCGUAGACGAAGGCCGCGAGGGGGUGCGGAGAGCGAGGCGCCAUUACGAACAAUGGCCGUCCGAAUGGUCGUUAGCAAAUAGCUUUUAUCUCUUUCUAAUAUAAGCUACGCAGGUAGGAAUUAAUGAGACGGAGAUGGUUCCGGCGCGACCGCCGCAAAUGCGUCCGUCCCGCUCGCACGCGCCGCCUCAACGGCGCGCGGCAGCGGCAACGCUCGCCACGACGCGACGGGGAAUUCGGAGUCGUAGAGCCUCAUACGCGGGUCAUAAACGAUUCGCGGCCAUAGUAGUGCACGCGCGAGAAUCGAUCCGAAUCGCCCGGCGAUAAACGCAUCUCCCGCGAGGCGAUCGUCGCGCGCCGCGUCGCCGAGCGAUGAGUUCCAAGUUCAUCAUCGAUAGCAUGCUCCCGAAGUACCACCAGCAGUUCCACCACCAGAACUUAUUCGCGGGUGCUGGUGCCUCGCCGAUCGAGGCGUCGCUAUCGUCGUCGCUGUCGUCGUCGUUGUCGACGUCGUUGAGUUCGUCGCUAUCGGGAGGCUUGGGGGCGGCGGCGCUGGGGGCCGGCUCGCCGGGCAACGGGAGUCCGCAGCGCUCGUCGAGCUCAUCCUCGGCCUCGCCAGGGGCGCCGGCGAGGAUGUAUCCAUACGUGUCACACCACCAGCAGUUCGGGGGCUCGGUGCCGUUUUCGGCCGGAGGAGGAUUGUCCGCAGCGGACGACAAGAGCUGCCGGUACCCGACGGCGGUGGGUGCGGACCCGAUGUACGCCCUGGGACAACACAACGGAGGCGCGGCGGUGUCGGCGGCGUCGGCGAGCAUGGCGGCGGCGGCGCAGUUCUACCACCAGGCCGCGGCGUCGGCGGCGUCGGCCGCGUCGGCGGCGUCGGUGGACGCCAUGGGCGCUGCCUGCUCACAGCCCUCGGCACAGCCUCUCCCCGACAUUCCGCGGUACCCCUGGAUGUCCAUCACCGAUUUUCCAUUUCCAGAUUGGAUGAGCCCCUUCGACCGCGUGGUCUGCGGUGAGUUCAAUGGGCCAAACGGUUGUCCACGACGGCGGGGCCGACAGACCUACACAAGGUUCCAAACGUUAGAGCUAGAAAAGGAAUUCCACUUCAACCACUACCUGACGCGUCGGCGUAGGAUAGAGAUCGCGCACGCGCUGUGCCUCACGGAGCGGCAGAUCAAGAUCUGGUUCCAGAACCGGCGCAUGAAGCUAAAGAAAGAGCUGCGCGCCGUCAAGGAGAUAAACGAGCAGGCGCGCCGCGAGCGCGAGGAGCAGGACCGCAUGAAGCAGCAGCAGCAGGAGAAGCAGGCCAAGCUCGAGCACCACGGGCACCACGUCACGCACCACCACGACCCCAUGAAGAUGCCCCUCGACAAGGGCUCCGGAGACCUCCUCAAAGUGAACAAGGUCCCGACGUAAGGCGUUCCUUGCUAGCAAAUCUUGACUGAUUCUGUAUCAUAUAGUGUGAAUACAUGAAUGCGAGUGCGUCUAAGGACGGCGGACUACGUUAGUCGUUUCGUAUCCACUAGUUUUUAUGUUUUGCGGCUGAUUUAGUCGCCUCGUUGUGGAGGCGUGUGACUCUGUAUAUGUUCCUUUAGUGCGGAGGCGGCCGCGGGCCCGCGGGCGCGCGGACCGCGGCGCGUCGUGGACAGGCUGGUGAUGUGCUUUAAGCAUUUAUUUUGUUGCCAUAACCACACAUUGUAUUGCAAUAAUAUUUUACUAAAUUAACAAAAUCGCUCUAGGGUUUACACGGAGCCAGAGCGAUGAUCGGUAUUGUUAGUUAAGAUUUUAAAUCUGUGAAUCUCAUAGUAUUUAUUGCUACCACUUACUAUAAUCCAUUAUGUUAUAUUUUUUUAUUAAUAGAUAUAUUCUGUACAUUUUGAUGUAAAUUUUAUUAUUUGUCCGCUCUCAGUGGACUGUUAUGUUUUGUCGGUCACAUUUUUUUAUAAUUGUAAAAUUUGUUAUAUUUAUCGAUUGAUUUCAAAAGGGUUGACUCCUUUCAGUUUUUGACCAGUUGUGAUUCACACCAGUAGUUAGGAUCAUAAAUUGUUGUUUAUUUGAUUUUAUGUUUAUAGGUACAUAGUGCUAGAUCUGCUGCUUGGUCAUACCUAUUGCCUAUAUUGUUUACAAUAGUACAUAUAUCUUCAUUCUUUAUUGUAUAUACCUUCAUUAUUAAUUCCAUGAGAAGGUAAAAUAAAUAAUUAGUAACAAAAUACGUAUCGAAGUACAAUUGCAAAUAGGUCUUCGUCAUUAGUUGGUACUAACGUUAUAUGUUUGCGUUUGGUCUUCGGACCUGAUAUUGAUUCGAAUUAGGCUGUAUUUUUUGAUAAAUAUAGUCGAAAAAUUCCUUGUCCAUAUACUCAAAAUAAAGGUACCUAAACCAAAAAAAAUAUGAACAAAAGAAAUAUGACUUUCGAAGUGUUGUCCACAAUCAGGAAUCAUCUGAUGUUCAAAAUUAUAUACGUAACGAUGAAACAUAUAAUAAAUAGGUAACAAUAAUGUGACUAAAUAUAAAAUUUUACACGUAAUUUUAAAAGUGGAGUAGAUUAAGUGUAUAAUACAUAGAUAAUAAUAGGCCCGACUUUGUAUGAAUUAUUGAUAAACCUGUGUCUAGAGUAAUAUCUACACGCGCUAUUUAACAUUAUUUCAGUAUUUCUACUUAUUUCAAACAACAAUUUUUUAUCUAACAAAUGGAAAUCAAAGCUCAAAAUUCCAUAAAUUAACCAUCUUUUAAACCGCUUAUAUUUCACUCUUAAUUUACAAUUUCGUAUUGUGCCAAAAUAUAUUUAAAAUAAUUUAUAGCAUAUCUCAUCGCUCCCUUCUCACUUGAUUUUAUUUUCGCGAAACCACAAUGUAUCAAAAUAUCUGUAAACUUCAAUACGUAAUCCGAACAAAAUUAGAUUAAAAAUUUAGUGUUGAUAGUCACCAUAUACGUAAAUUAAAUGUCAGGGUAGAAUAAAAUGAAAAAUAGUGAAUAAAUAACUGUAUGAAUUUGAAUUCUUCGCUUAUCAAAAGUUUUGAUAGAUCAUCUCGCAAUAUCUGUCCACUUGUAUUAUUCGGGAAGUUGUAUAUCUGUAGCUAUAGCGGUUACAGAUAACGAGUAUAUGUCGUGAUAUCAUUAGCAGAAGAUAAGUCGUCGGUAAGUAGGUGUAAGUUCUGCGACACGGGAGAUACGCAUAUAUUCAUCCGAACUCAAUCUACCUGAAAAAAAUUCUCAAAAUUAUUAUUUUUUUAACAUGUUUUUUUAAAGGAGACUUUCAUGCAGCGACACGAAAAAAGUGGUUGUUACACGAGUCCAUUUUAGCGUUUAUUCCCUGCAAAGUAUUACGUAAAAUAUUAAUUACCACAUCUUAAAUUGUAAAAUUUAUUAUUUUAAGCGAACAAAAAGCAAAGUUUUUCUAUUAUUUAUUUUGUCAACGGUGUGACAGAAAAAUACUAUAAGGAAUAGGUUGGAUUACAAUCCCUUAAUAUAAGUACAUUUCAAAGGUUAUUCCAAUAGUUUUCUGUAGACUGGAAGAAUGUAACCGUGUGGAGGUCAGUCAUUAACAUAUUUUAAAUUUGGUUUUACUUUUAGACUGCAUUAAAUGCGUUGAUGUCUUCAGGCUGAUAAAGGAGACAAAUUUUAGCGAAACGCCAUAAAGAUUGACAUUUUACAAGGAUCGUUGUGUUUUCGUUAAAAACUUGUCUAUGCUGAAUCACUUGUUGACCUUCGUGCAAUAAUUACAAAUACCCUUUAACCAUAAAUAACCCAUAGUCUUCGUAUAAAAAUAAGGUUGUCGUUAGUAAUAGAAAUUUAUCUCAUUCUAAAAUAAAAAUCGAGAAUGAAAAUCGAACAAAAUGUACUUAAGUAACUUCGGUAUAAGUAGGCUUUAUAAAUUAUAAUGCAUAGGUAAUAAAUAUCUUAGAUAUCUGAUGGUUAGUAACUAUUAAAAGCGCUUGAAAUUAUUUGGUAUUGUUCGCAUAGUGCAAGGGCAGUCAUCAAUCUAGUACAAAGAUCGAUACGCAAUGGGUUAAUCUAUGUUAUGUGGUGCUACCGGCCUCCGAGUGAACUUAGAUUUCGCCAAAAUAUUUCAGUCAACGCAGUUCAGAGACAGAAAGAGUCCAUUGUUUGUCUGUCGGAGAUAUUGGUCUACUAUUCGGAAUGCACGCGGAAUUCAUCAGACCGGACGUACACACUGCAGGUCUAUUAUGGUCGCGGUUUUAUGGUUUGUAGCUGCGGAUGACACACACUUCACUUACGCUUACAUACUUGUCAGAAGAGGAUUGAAGUCUCAUCCAAAACGAUAAAAAUGCGACCAUACCAGGGCCCACUGAAAAAUAAUUGAGCUAGACACAACGUGUGUAUACGAAUUAAAUUGUUGCAUUUUCUAAGCCGUUAAGGUUUGCGUUUAUUCCGUUUGUAAUUGUUUUAUUGAUAUUUUAUGGGUAUGUGCAAAUUAGGAGCCGUUCGCGAAGUUAUAAGGAGUACAGCUUUGUGCCUAAUGGUACAUUUAGUUCCGUACAACAAUAGGUAGAACUUGUAACAUAGUAAGGAUAUUAACGUGUAUGUACGUACGUCCAUUGAUUUACGUCGGGUUCACUUUAUUGUUUCUGCCUCGUAAAGAUGUGUAAUUCAUGUGAAACAAUGAGCAAUUUGCUAAAUAGAUUACAUACAUUCGUCCUCCAUCGGUAAUGCUGUCUUGCCAUUACUAGUAUUCGUAUAUAGGUAGGUUGUACCUGCCGGUAGGUUUCUGUUUCCUGUGAAGUACCUUGUUUGUAUCCUAAAUAAGGUUCAGUUCCAUGUUUUGUUACUUUUAAAUAUCGUUUGGGAAAUGUCGUUGAAGAUAUUUAAUAGCUUACGUUUUUAUUUUUUAUACGCAGAAUAAUAAACUAUUACUUCAAAUUCAUUGUCUCUUUUGUUAUCUUACAUAGUCACGAAAUUGUGUUUCUAUUAAGUUUUCUGAUUGUUAUUCAACGUUUAGUUAACCUAUCUGUGUAUAAACAAAUCUUCCGUUAAAUGUUUUAACUCUAAAGUAACGACAUCCCUUUUAGUUUUAUAUAAAUACUUCAAUAAAGUUUUAUCUUAAUAUAACUGUAGCUAUGUAGUGAGUAUGUAUCUAUAUCUAUAUUUUUGAAAAUAGUAGAUAAUUAAAGCGUCUUAAAAUAACUGUAAAUAUUCGUGAAAGUUUUAUGUGGCGAAUUAUUUUCGUUUUAUACUUUUGUUUUAUGUUAUGUAAUGAAAAUGUGUCGUACUGGGGCCACCAGCAUAAGUAGACCCUUGCAUCCGAAGUAAUUGUAAAGGAACGGGUGUCUGGUUGUGCUGGCGAGCUCGGGCACGUCGUGACUGUGUCGUGGUAAAUAAGCAAAUAGUUGGGUGAUUGUAUAUGAAACCCGCAUUCAAUAUUGUAAUAUUAAUUUCAGAAAUUCAAGAGAAUAAAGAGUUAAUUAAAACAUGGCUAUUUAA
Cydia pomonella (codling moth) is the source of this 6022-nucleotide messenger RNA. It is a transcript of the gene abd-A, whose product is annotated as homeobox protein abdominal-A homolog. The record is from RefSeq and is a predicted model, not a curated record. The coding region runs from base 952 to 1998 and encodes 348 amino acids. Gene Ontology annotation, biological process: anterior/posterior pattern specification; negative regulation of transcription by RNA polymerase II. The transcript has 3 exons. NCBI's taxonomy places the organism in Eukaryota, Metazoa, Arthropoda, Insecta, Lepidoptera, Tortricidae. Gene Ontology annotation, molecular function: DNA-binding transcription factor activity, RNA polymerase II-specific; RNA polymerase II cis-regulatory region sequence-specific DNA binding. Gene Ontology annotation, cellular component: nucleus.